This is a messenger RNA of Emericellopsis atlantica, 1235 nucleotides long. RefSeq lists its product as uncharacterized. The transcript is spliced from 3 exons. The record is from RefSeq and is a predicted model, not a curated record. Bases 174 to 1145 code for a protein of 323 amino acids. Lineage: Eukaryota; Fungi; Ascomycota; Sordariomycetes; Hypocreales; Bionectriaceae. Gene Ontology annotation, molecular function: 4-hydroxy-tetrahydrodipicolinate synthase activity.
CUUGUGGACGCGAGCAAUGGAGCAUCCCCAAGAUUCCCCGCAUCCUUGCGUCGCGACAGAGGGGUCCGUCAACGCAUGAAUUUUGGACAAAAGGUGCAACUUUGACGAUUUCUUCCCUCUGAUUCAUUUAUCAUUCUUGUCAUCUUUACUUUGACUUCAAGAAAAACAAGACUAUGGGUUCUGUACCAACCGCAAAGAAGGCCUAUCCUCCUGGCAUCCAUGUGCCGUGCCUGACAUGGUUCAAGAACGACGCGACACAGGAGCUGGACUGGGAUCUCCAGAAGACGCAUCUCGAGUUUCUCAUCUCGUCAGGUCUUGAUGGCAUCGUCAUCGCUGGCACCAACGGCGAGGCAGUCACCCUGACCACCGACGAAAAGGCCCAGCUGCUGCGUACCACGCGCCAGAUCGCCACCCAACUCGGACGGCCCAAUGUCACAGUCACCAUGGGUUGCACCGGCCAGUGCACGCGCGACGUGAUCCGCGAGACGGUGGCGGCCAAGGAAGCGGGCGCGGACUACGCCUUGGUGCUGGUGCCGAGCUACUUCCACUUUGCGAUGAACCAGGACGCCAUUGUCGGGUUCUUCGAGGAGUUGGCCGACGCCAGCCCGAUCCCCAUCCUCAUCUACAACUUCCCCAACGUGGUGGCCGGUCUCGACGUCAACAGCGAGAUGCUCGACACACUGGCGCGCCACCCCAACAUUGUCGGCGUCAAGCUCACAUGCGGCGGCAUUGCCAAGGUCGCGCGCGUCGCCGCGUCGCACCGCCCGGAGGACUUCUCCGCCCUCGCUGGGCAGAGUGACUGGCUCGUCCCCGCGCUGUCGGUCGGUGGCACGGGCGUCAUCACGGGCGUGGCCAACCUGUAUCCCAAGGCGUGCCUGCAGAUCUACGACCUGUGGAAGAAGGGGGAUCUUCAGGGCGCGCAGGCGGCGCAGCUGGAGCUGGCCAAGGCGGAAUGGGGAUUUGGCAAGGGUGGCAUCAAUGGGACCAAGUGGGUGGUGGCCAAGAUUAGGGGGUAUAACCUCGAGAGCGCGCACUGCCGGCGGCCGUAUCCCACGUUUGACGAUGCUGGCAAGCAGGAAUGGAUAUUGGAUGUGGUGGGCCAGCUGGGCAAGGUUGAGCAGAGUCUGGCCAAGAGAGAGUCCUAGACCGAUUUAGACAGCAUGAGAAUAAUGACAUGUACAGCGUUGUCCACAUCAUUGCUCAGUAUCAUCUAUGUACAUGCUCAGUGAUAUGCU